Periophthalmus magnuspinnatus is the source of this 10821-nucleotide messenger RNA. RefSeq names its product MAX dimerization protein MGA a (gene mgaa). The transcript is spliced from 30 exons. Gene Ontology annotation, molecular function: protein dimerization activity; RNA polymerase II cis-regulatory region sequence-specific DNA binding; DNA-binding transcription factor activity, RNA polymerase II-specific. Gene Ontology annotation, cellular component: nucleus. The record is from RefSeq and is a predicted model, not a curated record. Gene Ontology annotation, biological process: regulation of transcription by RNA polymerase II; positive regulation of DNA-templated transcription; cell fate specification. Bases 569 to 10630 code for a protein of 3353 amino acids. NCBI's taxonomy places the organism in Eukaryota, Metazoa, Chordata, Actinopteri, Gobiiformes, Gobiidae.
CCUUGAAGCGAGCAAAACAAAACAUAGAUCCGAGUUUGAACCGAGUGUGAGCAGCCACAGAGCCCCGAAGCUCCGCGCUCCCCUCUCCGCUCUCAUCCCCGCACAGAGCAGCCUGGGGCCCGGGUGUCUGCGCUGCUCGGGCCGCUCCUCCUCCUCGAGCCCCAGCAUUUCUGUUCCAGGCCCCGCUACUCCUCUCCCCGCUCACAGCAGCCUGUGCCCGCGCUCCGUGCUGCUGCUCCCCGGUCUGAGCCCCGGUCUGAGCGCUCGGGACCGGGACGGAGCGGGAGCGUUUGAACCAGGUGGCGCUCACAAAAUGGCGGCAGAGGAAGCUGCGCAGAAGGAGCACAAACAGGGCGUUGACGUCACGUAUCGAGGCGCCGCAUGCUCUUUUCUCCACUCGCGACAAAAACACGGAGAGCACGGAUCUAACACGGAAUAGGACGGAACCGCGCGGAUUCAUGUCGCGCCGUCGAACCCCGCGCUCAGUUCGAUCCAGAGGAAGGACCCCGACAGACCGGACCCAGGACCUGAGGGGCCGUGAGGGGCAGUAGAUGUCUCAAUCCGUUCCAUGGCUCAGGCGCAGCAGAGAGAGAUGGUGCUGCUUCAGGAAGAGCCCUGUGGCAGGGCGCCCUCUACUGGAGGGUACAGGUGGGGUAUGGAGAGGGGAAAAUCGAGCCCUCACCCUCAGAAAGAGACCAGACCGGAAGAGAACCUGCCUCCGGAGUGUGUCCUCCGGGGCAUCCGGGUCACUCUGGACAACAACAGCAUGUGGAACGAGUUCUAUCGCUGCAACACGGAGAUGAUCGUGACCAAACAGGGCAGCCGCAUGUUCCCGUACUGCCGCUUCCGCUUGUCGGGCCUCAGCCCCCAUAAGAAGUACAGCCUCCUCAUGGACCUGCAACCGGCCAACGGCCACAGGUACCGCUGGGGUGGGUGCAGCUGGCAGGUCUGCGGCAAAGCCCAGAGUCCCAUUACAACGCCGCCCUUUGCCCAUCCUGACUCCCCCGCCUCAGGCCAACACUGGAUGCAGAGUCCGGUGUCGUUUUACCGCCUCAAACUGACGAGCGAUGCAGACGACAGUAGCGGGAAUGCAGUGCUGCACAUGAACCAGCUCUACCUGCCACACCUGCAUGUGGUCCAGACCGACAGGACCAAAGAGGUCAAGCUGAGUGGGCCUGGAGUCAUCACCUUCACCUUCCCUCAGACAGAGUUCAUGGCGGUGUCGGCAUAUCAAAACACUAGGCUCACACAGCUUAAAGUGGAGUACAACCCAUUCUCCAAAGGCCUAAAGGACGACACUGCAGCAAAGGGACUCAAACAGCACUGUAAUGAACCAGGCCCAGAACAGAACCCACUCAAGAAGAGCCUCAAGUCUCUGUUAGCAAACCACAAACCCAAGAGCUCCAAACUUGCAGAGCCUAAAGGAGAACCUAAAGAACAACAAGAGGUUCCAAAAACCUCCACAAACCAGCUCAAAACCACCUCCACAGAUCAGCCCAAAUCCUCUUUCACAGAACUGUCCAAGUCCUGCUCCAAGGACGAGUCCAAGUACAGGCCCAAAGACCGGUCAGAGCCUGCAGCUAAAGGCCCAACAGAACAAACCUGCCACACUUCUCGGCCAUCACAGAAGUUGUUCUCGGAGCGAAUUCGAGAGGCGCACGUGGCUCUGCAGCGGUGUAACCUAACUCAGUAUGAAGUCCAUAGCAUUUCCUCUGAACAAACACCAAAAAACUGUAUGAAAGACUCUGAAAAAGAGGGAACAAGAGCUCAAAACUGUACGAAGAAUGCAGAGAAAGUGAAAAAGGAUUGUUCCAUUUCAGACAAAGACGACUCAAGGGCCGAAGUCUCUAAGGAGAAUAAACCUGUAACGUCGACCGCCUCAAAAUCUGAAUCUUCGUCUGAUGUAAGAGUUCACAAACGCCCGGCCACAUUGCCUUUGUCUGCGCUCGGGUUGUUCCUAAAGCAACACUCCGCAAAAUCAAAAAAGACAAAAGUCGAAACGGAAAAUACUAAAGGCUCAAAACCAGAAUCACAAAAAACAGAAACCAGACUUGAACCAUCUUUGAGCAAGUCUAAAGACAUUUCUGACUCGCUCACAGUAGCUGAAGGCAAAGGACCUAAACAAGAAUUAUCAAUAGAGAAAGCAGUAUCUCAUAAACCAGACCAUAAGCUAAGACUGUCCUCCAGUUCAACCAAGAAACAGGAGAAUUUCACACUAGAAUUUCAGAAUUUGGAACAUAAUUUGUCAAAAGAAGAAUCUGAUUCUUUGCAUCAGUCAAAGCAAGAAUCAUAUGCAACAGACAUACCCAAAUCAGAGCCUAUGUCAACAGAAAGGCUAUCAGAAUGUUUAUCAGUAAUUCUACCAGAAACAUCUAAGCAGGUACAAAGUGUUCCAAAAUUUCGAAAGAAACCGAAAUCACGUAAAAGGUCCAAAUGGCACAAACCAAAACCAAAACAACCAACUCAAACGUCUCAUUCAGUGCUGUCUUUGUCUGAAAGUUUAUCGUCUAAACUCACUCUCUCAAAGAAUGUUUUUGGCGAUGUUCCUAAAACAAACCAGCAUUUAGAUUCUCAUUUAGAGGAGCAAAUGAAAGAGACUGAACCUUCUCAGACUGACCUGUGUUUAGCUUCAACCUCAACAGUGUUACGAACCUCUCCUCCGCCAUUCUGUGUCCUCCCCUCCAUUUCACCUCCUUUGGCUACAGUGUUACCUGGCUCCGCCCCUCUCUCCUCGGCUCCUCUGCCUGAUCCGGAGUGUGCCAGGUUUGGGUUCGAGCCACUCUCUCCAGCCAGUUCCCCAGAACCUCUCCCUAAUCUCCCAGAGUCAUUAACCUUAGAUUUAGAACCACCCGAAGUCCCUAAGAAUAUGACACCUGACCUCGAGAAAGACGAGGGCAAAAUGGAGUUGUCUGUGUUUAAGUGGCAUACUGUGUUACCGCCGCCAGAGCAGUGCCUGGCCGCCCCCUUCUCACCAUUUCAACCCCCCGUUUCCCCCCCUGCGCUUAACUCUCAGUCUGAAAACAGCGCCCCUUCUCUGCCGCCCGAAGCCUCUGCGUUUCAGGAACAGUCUUUACCGUUUCCGGGGGAACUGUCGCCUCUCGCGCUUCAGUUUCCGGUGUCGCCCACAUUUUCUUCGCUGGACGGAGACGCACUUUCCCCAACUGAUCUCACGGAGCUGGUGCAUUUCUUUGCGGGCGCUGAUGCUGAUUUGGGGAUUGGGGAUGAUUUUUCGAACGCAACAACAGAAGAGCAAAUGCCGCAGGUUAUGGAGGAGAGGCCAGAGGAGAGGUCUGAGGAAAGGCCAGAGGAGAACGUAGAGCUGCAGGCGGAGAAGAGAGCUGAUCAGAAGAGGCCAGAGCACACACCCAGAGGACAGAGGAGCAGGAAGAGGAGACGAGGAGCUGCUAAAGUGGAGCUGGAGCCGGACUCGUCGUACGCUGUUAUGAAGCCCAGUCUGGAGGAGGUGGAGGAGCAGCUGUUUGUUUCAUUCACCUCAAAGGAGGCGUUGGAGCUUCACAUUGGAGACUCUCCAGAAAACUCUCAGACUGGCCCUGCCCCCUCAGCUCAUACUUACCCUGCACCUUUGUGUCAGACUGGCUCCACCCCCUCGACGUUUGGCUCCAAAGACACAAGCGGCGUUCCAGAGAGUCUGAAGCAAAACCGCCCAGACUCUCCUCCUGAAUCCUCCACCACACAAGAACAAAACGAGGAAACAACAGAGCGCAAACAACACAAGGCCACAGGAGAUAGGGAACAAAACAAGGAGUCAGGAGAGAGGAAACGACAUGAGGAACCAGAGAGGAAACUAAAUAAGGAACUGGGUGAACCCGUACACAAAACCGCUGCUGCUCAAACAAGGAUCUACCACGAGGCUACGGCUAAUGAGAAUGCUAACGAGGAAGCUAUCGAAGAUGUUAUCACUAACAGAAUAUACCUGGAGGAUGCACAGAAUCAGGAACUGUCCAGAAAAAACUCAUAUCAGGAACCAGCCCCAGAGAACUCUCACAUCCAGCAGAUCUCAAAAGAAGACACCUCUUUGUCUCUGGACAAGCAGAUCUCUGAGUUUCAGCAGCUUCUUCUCAGAGAUGUCAAGCUCAUGAAGCACAAACAAGUGAUCCACCCGGUGUUACAGCAAGUGGGUCUGAAGAUGAGUCUGCUGGACCCCUCCCUCCCUGUUGACCUCCAGUACCUGGGCAUCCCUCUGCCCCUCCCCCCUCCACAAACCAAUCAGGAGCCGAGUUCAGCCGACACAGGAGGUGUCAGUGGAGCCUUUGUGUCCCGAACAGGAAAAACCACCGACGUGACUCAGAUCAAAGGAUGGAGAGACAAGUACAGCUCUGACUCAGUGCUGUCCCCUGAAGCGGCCCCUGUGUCUGAACCAAAGAAAAACCUCUCGGCGUUCUGCAGCGACAUGUUGGAUGAGUACCUGGAGAUGGAGGGCAAACUCAUCGACGAACGUGCUUCCUCGUUCACGACCCAUGACCCCGCCCCCUCCCCUGUGACCUUCGAUCUCCCCACACACAGCAAGAGCUACGUCCGCGUGCUAACCAGUGUGCUAAAGGCUAACCCAGUGGCGGACAGCAGCACCAGUGACCUCAUCUCUGGCUUCGUCCCUCCCUCCAAACGCCCUAAACCUCCACCAAACCGUGCUGCCAAGAAAACGUUCAAACAGAGGAAGAAACUCACGCGCAAAGACGAAAACUACAAACUCACAACAAAUUAUGAGGAGCAAAGAGGAAUGCAACCUGGAGUCCAGAACGUGGAACUGGUAGACGCCAGGAAACUCAAGACUUUACGAGAGAAACGGCGCUUGUUUAAGGCGGGUUUUGGGUUCGACAAUGAAGCUCAGAUGAUUCAACAGAAAAAAUUUGGAGAGACAGAUGAGGCUUUGUGUUUAGAAACCGAAAACACGGCAGACUCAUAUGAUUAUGAUUUCACCGAACCGCUGUCUCACUCACCCAAACUACAAAAGAACCAGAAGCACAGGUCCGACAGUUACGCCAAAGAGAGCAACUCUGCUUUUGAUUCGUUUUCGGAGAGUUCCAAAUGGAGCGAGUUUGAUUUCGACCACACAGAGCCGAUCUCCGAGCCACCCGAGUUUGGACUGAAACAGGGCAGACGCCGAAGGAGGAGGCGGAGGAGGUCAGAGGAACUGGAGCUAAUGGCGCCGCUCGAGUCCGAUUCUGAACUGUGCAACGAGGAAACUGACCAGAAACCGGCCAUUCGGAGCCAGAGCAGGCAAGACAAAGCCAAGCAGAGAGAAGAGGAGAUGGAGACGCCUAAUCAGAAGGAGCAGGAGCCAAAGCAAGCCAAUCAGAGCUGGCCACUGAUGACGAAGGCACUGGUGAAGCAGAGGGACCUGGAGCAGAGAGGAUUCUGGGAAGGAAAACAGCGCACCUACAUCACCCACGAGCGUGCGACUGUGGCCCUCAGCUCCCUGUUCACAAUCAAGGGUUUCGUGGCGGAGGACCCUCGUCUCCCAGUCCGCCUCGCCCCCCGCCCGGCCCCUCGCUGUCUGAAUGACUUCUGUAGACUGGGAUGCAUGUGUGCCAGCCUCACCCACUGUGCCCGGAGCACCCACUGCCGCCGCGCCCACUGCAUGCUGCGCUGUACCUGCCUCAAACAGAAGGUGGUGCUACUGCGCAACCUCGACAACUCUGACAGCCCCUCCCCUCGUUACCCCGCCAAGAAGAAAAAGAGGAGGAGGAGGAUGAAGAUGGCCUACGUUCUGAAGGAGGCAGAGAGCGUAUCCCAGCCCGCUUCUCCAGUCCGGACUCUGUGGGUCAGAACCAGGGACCAGGACCAGGACCUGGACCUGGACCCAGUCUGUGUCCCUGCUGCGUCUGUGCUCCAGUGGCACACAGCAGAACAGGCAAGUGAAGAGGGUCAGAGCUGCGCCAGAAUCCGGAGUUUCUCUGAACGCAAGCGCAGAAAACAGAGGCCUGGUUCAGAAUCCGUUCCUGCAGUUCUCAGCGAACAUCUGAACAAAGAACCGAGCGACCCCACGGUAACCACGGAGGAGAGCCGAAGCUGCGCACGAAUCAGAGCGUUCACCGGCCGCACUCCGAGGAAACAGCAGAAAACUCCAGAGUCAGACAAACCAUCGACUCCAUCAGGUCCUGCUCACUCUGUGCCCAAGCGCCUGGUGCUCCUGGCCAACUGUCACUGGCAGAGUGAAGGUGACCGCAUUUCUGUGCUCAAAGUGCUCUGUGAGGCUCUGGCACUCGGAUCUCUGGAGCGGCCAUUUUGGAUUGGCCCCUACUUCAUCUCCCCCUUCAGCCCCACUCUGGUGCACAAGGACGGAAAACCCUGCACAGAGAUCAGAGUCCACAUCUCCACCCCCAAAGCCUACAUGGCCACUGCAGAGAAAGAGAGGAGGGAGGAGACGAGAAAGGAGGAGAGCAGAGAGGAGGAGACAAAAGAGGAGACAAAAGAGGAGACGAGAGAGGAGGAGACGAGAGAGGAGGAGACGAGAGAGGAGGAGACGAGAGAGGAGGAGACGAGAGAGGAGGAGACGAGAGAGGAGGAGACGAGAGAGGAGGAGACGAGAGAGGAGGAGACGAGAGAGGAGGAGACGAGAGAGGAGACUCCUGAAGCCAAGUCCAAUUCGGAGAAAAAGAAAAUUGGUGAGGAGAAGGAGGAGCAGAGGAACAAGGAGACGAGGGAGGAGAGAAUAGAGGAGAAUGAGGAGGAGAAACCCAAAGCCUGCAUCCUUGAGAAAGACAGGAGAGAGGACAAGAAAAUGGAGGAGAGGACAGAGGAAAGGAGAGAGGAUGAGGAGAUUGACUGGCCCCAAGAUGAAGAUCAGCCGGAGCUGUCUGAGCCUGAAGAUCAAGGGGUGGAGUCUAAAGAUAAAAAGGCAGAACAUGAUGACCAAGAGGGGUGUCAAGAGCAAGGGGAGGAGCCUGGUGACAGGAAGGCAUCUAAACCACCUGAGGACCUGAUUGAAGACCGUAAACAGGAUGUGAAGUUCCCGUCCAAUCAGAUCGUGGCUCUGCCUUUUCUCACAAGUAUCAGUCCAGCGGGAUUCAUGUCUGCAAGUCUGAAGAGAGGGAAGGAUGACAACUGUGUACAGGUCAAUGGAAAGCUGUACCCUCUGGCUAAAGUGCAGUUGGGUCGAAUGGGCGCGCUUCAUCCUGCGAACCGAUUGGCCGCUUAUCUGACUGGGAGAGUGGGCGGAAGCAGUAGACCUCUAAGCUCCGCCUCCCCACUCGCCACUGCUUCACCUUUGACCUCUGCACCCAACACAAUCCUUCCUACCUCCACCGCGAGUACCACAGUUGGACCCAACCAGAGCUCUGCGCGGCCCAAACCUGAGUCUGUGGCCGGGUCUGGGUCUGGGUCUGGGUCUGGUCCCAAACCUUCGGUGCCCACAUUUCCACCCGGUUCUCAGGUGAAUGUUCGUCCACCUCCUCCUCAGGUCCUGAUGAUCCAGGUCCCAGGUCCCAGCUCGGCUCCUCUGCAGCAGAUUGUCCCCAUCUCCUCUGGGUCCCUGGCGACGAUUCCGCCCUUCUCCCUGCCCCUGUCUGCCCUCACGUCUGUUGCUCCCAUCGCACCUGUCACGUCCACCACUCUGCCCCUCUCCACUCUGACCCCUGCCCCUUCCCUCCCCUCUGGCUCCACCCCCUUCUCCUCCCUCACUCCUGUCGCACCUGUUGCAUCUGUUUCCUCCACCAGCCUGACCUUCUCCACUCUGACUCCCGCCAUCUCCUUCCCCUCCAGCUCCAUCCCCCUCACCUCCCUCACUCCUAUUGCCCCUGUCUCCUCUGGCUCCAACCCCAUCUCCUCCCUCAUGCCCGUCACUCCUGUUGCACCCGUCGCCCCUGUCUCCUCCGGCUCCCUGCCUCUGGCCCAGACUCGGACUGUGCUUGUGCCUCAGGUCGGCUCUCCUCAGACCCUGCAAAUAUCUGGUCCCGCCCUCUCUGGUCCCGCCCUCUCUGGUCCCGCCCUCUCUGGUCCUGGAGGGCGCUUGUUUCGUACACCCGAUGGACGUCUGGUGCAGCUGAUACCACUCCCACAGAAACCCACCUCCUCCAUGAUCCACAACAACAAACACAUGAUCAUCUACAGAAGAAUGAAGAACAAGAGAGGAGAGGUCACAUUGGUUCCGGUCACCGGCCAAUCAGCAGCCUCUUCACCUGGGACAGUAAACCCCGCCUCCUCAAGUGUGUCCUCAUUCGUGAGCCCGAAGUCCGGCUACUCCUUUAAAUUCUUCCCCGAGAAGAGCACCAAGGAGAAGGUGGUAGUGAGAACAUCUGAGGUGGUCCCCAAUCCUGCUCAUGUACUCAAGAUCCUGACCAAAACCAGCCAGAACCAGCCCAAAACCAGCGAAAAACAGCCAAAAAACACAAAUCAAACCAGAAGCGAGGAGGAAGAGGAGCCCAGGUCUGUCUUUAAGGGUGCAGAAGAGGGCCAAGGUGUAGAGGAAGAGCUUGCAGUGGACUUAAACGACUUGGAUGUGAUCUGUGUGGAUGGCGAGGAUGAGCAGAGGAGAGAGGAGCAGAGGAGAGAGGAAGAGAACCAAGACGCCGUCGUGAUCGUGGAUUCUUCCAGUGAGGAAACUGAAAAUUCGUCAGACUACAACAGCGGUGAUGAUGAAACUCGCCAGAAGAAAAAAGACCUGGGACGAAAGAUCCAUAAUUUGUCAGAGAAGAUUCGACGUCAUGAAAUGGACAACCUAUUCCAGACUCUGAGGAAAGAGGUCGGACUGGAAGACCCGCUAGCAUCCAGAAAACUGACCCUCAACAAGGCUCAGGCGCUGAUCCAGGAUCUGAGGACCACAGAGAAGCAUCUGAGGAGCCUAAAGCUGCGACUGAGAUCCUCCAGAGAUGGCCUCCUGAACAGACUCCUCCCACACACAGAGGAGCCGGCGGUCCAAGCUCUCCUCAGAGAACACAGACGCAGGAAGGACUCCAUGGUUCCUCGAGAGGAUGAUGUCAUCGAGGUCAUUGACCUGCAGAGGGCAAAGCCACGCCGCAGGAGAGCCAAUCAGGCUGAGGAUGGACAGAUGGAUGUGAAGGUCCAACGGCAGCUGAAGACACUCAUCACGGACCAGAGCUCUGAGGUUUCGUUAGAAGAGGAACAGCAAAACUUGCAGGAGGAGCUUCAAUCGACCAAUCCCACACCAGCAAAGACUGCGACAUCAUCUCCUGCUAAAGCCCCACCCCACACUGUGACAUCAUUUCCCACCAAUGUCCCGCCACUCCAUGCUGUGACGUCAUCUCCAACCAAAACCGCCGCCUCUCCCUCUAAAGUCCCAGUCACCAAAUCAUCAUCCCCCAUUAAAACUAUGACAUCAUCCCCAGCGAAAGCCCCACCUCCCCAUGCUGUGACAUCAUCACCCGUCACCCUCAUCAUUACCCAGAAUUCCACACUACGGCAGAGGACAGUCCCAAAUAUUCUAUCUCGGCGCAAGACAAGCGCAAGCUCUGCCUACAGUCAAAAGGAAGGUCCUCAGAUGCAGACUGUUCUUCCUCCUCGUUUUGUGAUGACUUCGUCUUCAUUACCAGCUCCAAUGUUUCAGGGACAGGUGUUACCGCGGCAACAGCUGGUACCUGCGCAGGUGCUCCCCCCUCGUCAGGUGCGCCCUCCUUGCCAGCAGGUGGUGACACUGCAGCCUGUGCUCCCGUCUCCAGCCAUUGCAACCGUGGCCCUGAACCUCUCAAACAAUCAACAGCUAUCCUCUGGGCACCGGCUCUCCCCAGGUGACCUGAUUACCUGCAGUGCCCCUCUCCCCAUCUCUAACCCAGGUGGGGAGUUGAACCUCGUACACCUGGUUUCUCCUCAAAAGGCCUCCACCCUCCCCUCUCCAAAACCACAACUCCCAUCGGCCCCUGCUGCUACUUCUGCCCCACCCACAGUCACACAGACUCCUCCCACUGGGCCUCCGCCUUCUAAAGACCCUUCUCCACUUGUGGCUGGUCCCACAAAAAUUACAGAUCCUCCACCUUCCCCAAAAUCCCUUUCUCCUCAGAAAGCAACGGGACAGUCUCAAACACUACAGCUCCCGUCAGACUCUGCUCCCACUGCUCCAACAGAACAACAGUUCCCAUCAGUCCCUGCUUCCACUGCUCCAACAGAACUACAGCUCCCAUCGACCCUUGCACCAACUGCUCCAACAGAACUACACCUCCCAUCAGCCACUGCUCAAAGGAAAAUUAAAACCAUAUUGAAACACAUACCUCAUCCUACCUCCAAAAAAACAUUUUCUAAAAAGGAAACAGUCCAGUCUCCAAAACUACAGCUCCCAUCAGCUCCUCCUCCCACAGAAACUACAGAUCCUCCAUCUUGUCCUCUUUCUGCUGCUCCUGUCCAGCCACAGCCUUCCUCCCCCACAGUGCACCAAUCAGAGCCCACCCCACAGCGAUCUGAAUCCGCCGCCUUCUCUCUGGACAAUUCACAGCGCCACUCCUCUCUCAUCCAAUCAGAGCCCUCCCUGGCAUCGCUGUUGAGUGAGAUCGCAUUUUUAAACCAGAAUUCAAAAACUUCACCAAAUCAGAGCCCGGGUCCAGCCUUAGCCCCGCCGCCACUGGUGAAACUGUCCAGUAGCAGCUCAAUAAGCAGAGAAAAGGCCAAUCACAGCUCAGGGGGCGGGGCCUGGAGGCCGAUGCCAAAGCUACGCCGGCUCUGAUUGGUUUAAGGUACAUCAUAAGAUUAAAGGGAUACUGCUGUACAGCGCCACCUACAGUUCAGUUUGGGACCAACUUUGAGCCUCAAAACUAGGCAAAAGUUCUGUAGAAUAAAAAAGAACCGGGGACUGAACCGGGGACUGAACCGGGGACUGAACCGGGGACUGAACCGGGGACUAAACCAGGGACUGAA